Messenger RNA from Oppiella nova, 1330 nucleotides. The record is from the annotation of a GenBank genome assembly. NCBI's taxonomy places the organism in Eukaryota, Metazoa, Arthropoda, Arachnida, Sarcoptiformes, Oppiidae.
AUGUAUAACAAUAUCAAUUUAAGGUAUACGGCUGGGGACGAAAUCGUGAGGGACAAGUUGGUAAACGGUGAUGUUUUCAGUUGGGGUUCAAACUAUCGAUAUAUGCUAGGUCAUAAUAUGGGCAAUGACAAUCAAAUGUCACCGAAAUUAAUACCUCACUUAACCGACAUUAAAGCCAUCAGUUCGGCCAGUCAUACAAAAAAUAAGGGCAAAGUGAUCAGGGAGAUUAAAAAUUUGGCCACGGUAAACUCGAACUUUGUGGUCAAGUAUUAUGACUCGUGGAUCGAGCACCAGUGUCUAUACAUACAAAUGGAGUUGUGUUUGGACAGCCUAAACAAGAUACUAACCUUAAAGCCUCAAGUGUUUAAUCGUCAAUUGGAUGAACCCAUGUCUUUGUACGAGUACUUCAUAUCGUGUGAAAUAUUUCGACAACUUUUAGAAUGCGUUCAAUAUUUGCAUGGUUUGGAUCCCCAGAUCAUUCACCGGGACCUCAAACCCGACAAUAUAUUGAUUUCGGUUAAAGUCAAAAAUGACCGAUUUAUAAAACUAUGCGACUUUGGCCUGGCUACCAUGCACGAUAAACGCAUACAUUAUAUUACAGCCAAUAAGCACACGACCGACGUGGGAGAUGUUAGAUAUAUGGCACCGGAGAUCACCCAGGAUUUAUUGGACUCCAUGAUAAACUUAAAAUGGGAAAAAAGACCGGAAUGUUGGGAAGUGUUGGCUAAAUAUAGCGAGUGGUCCAUCGAUAAUAGUCUGGACCCAAAUGACCUACAAUUUAAGGCGACACUCGAGACCCUUGAGUCGCACGAGAAUCCAUUUUUCAAUAACUUCUUGCUUAACAUAUUGCAACUUAGGGCAGAGGUGGACCCAUGCGUAACCCGCGGUAGGGAACAGACUCUAUACGGGAAGGGGUGCGAGAAAAAAGCCUUUUAUCAAUGCUCCGAAAUUAACUACGAGGCCACUUUUAAGGGCUUCUGUCCGAAUUGCCGUGUUAACUAUGAGGACAUAGGUCGAGAUGUAUGCCUUUCACCAACCCUACUUAAGACGGUCAAAGCUGGAGAGUGUAUGUGUGGUAAUUGGCUGGGACUACACUGCGGGUUGAGGGCUGAGGACCAUAACUGCGACCCUGAUUACUAUGAGACGACCCUUUUCGGGGACUGUGAAGCUAAAGCUUUCUACCAGUGCUCGGAGAUCCAGACUGAGGCCACGUUUAAGGGUUUUUGUCCUAACUGUCGGUUGGCUGACAAGGAUAAUACCGGUCGAGACGCAUGCCUAUCGCCUACAUUUAGACAAUUUGUUGCUAAAUAACAUGUUAUUUAUAUUUGUC